This is a messenger RNA of Leptopilina boulardi, 4337 nucleotides long. It is a transcript of the gene spab, whose product is annotated as prohormone-3. The coding region runs from base 289 to 972 and encodes 227 amino acids. NCBI's taxonomy places the organism in Eukaryota, Metazoa, Arthropoda, Insecta, Hymenoptera, Figitidae. The record is from RefSeq and is a predicted model, not a curated record. The transcript is spliced from 6 exons.
GGCUACCAAAACCGCGUAGGAGUGCGCAACUAUUUGUGACGUUCAGUUCCUUCUGAACAUUUCGCGAUAGACUUGUUGAGCUUCGGGUAUUUGAAAAUUUUAAUAUAGAAAUUCUAAUAUUUCAUUUAACACGAGACUAAAACAAAAACAACAACAAAAAAAAAUCUCAUUUAUAAACACUUGAAAAAAAAAAAAGUUUGAAGAUUUGACUGAGGCGCGAGCGAGAAAUAGCGUCCGCGUUGAGAAAAAACUAUUUUAAAAAAGUGUUUUAAAGAAUUGCGGAAAAAAAUGAAGACACAUACAGGAAUUAUUUUUGCUAUCGUAUUCGUUACGACAUGCAGCAUAUACACAGAAGUUGAAGGUUGGGGAGGUCUUUUUAAUCGUUUUAGUCCCGAAAUGCUCUCAAAUCUUGGAUAUGGCAGUCAUGGCGGAUAUCAGGGCAAAUCGUCAUAUCUCCAGCGAUCUGGACUAUCGGAAGGAUUUACUGGUAAUUCUCUAGAGGAAUCAGCUGAUGAACCAUGUUAUGGAAGAAGAUGUUCAGCCAAUGAACAUUGUUGCCCUGGUUCUAUAUGUGUCGACAUGGACGGAAUUAUCGGAUCAUGCCUCUUUACGUACGGAUUAAAACAGGGUGAACUAUGCAGAAGAGACAAUGAUUGUGAAACUGGACUUAUGUGCUCUGAAGUAGCAGGUGGAGAAACACGAUCGUGUCAACCACCAGUAAAUUCAAAUAAACAAUACAGUGAAGAAUGUAGUAUAUCCGGUGAAUGCGACAUAAGCCGAGGAUUAUGCUGCCAAUUACAACGGCGACAUCGGCAAUCACCUCGAAAGGUUUGCUCUUAUUUUAAAGACCCUCUUGUUUGCAUUGGUCUCGUUGCAACCGAUCAAAUAAAAUCAGUAAUUCAAUAUACAGCAGGUGAGAAACGAAUCACAGGACAAGGAAAUCGUGUAUAUAAACGAACUCCAUUCGUUUAAAUUAUAAAAAAAAAAAAGAAAAUAAUAAUAAUAAUCCAUACCCUCUUCCCAAAAUGCCCAUAAAAAAGCUACAAAUCAAAUCCUAUCUACGAUUGUAGUCACUAAACUCUUUUAAAAUGAUAAGUAUAUAAUUAAGUAUGCAUAUAUAUAUAUAUAUACUAAAUAUCAUACAUUGAUUUUGUUACAAUUUUUUUUACAUGACCGAAACAGUGGCAUGUUAAAAAAAAAAGAAAGUUUAAGAAAAACAAAAGAAAGUUUCAAGAAAAACCAAAAGAGAAAGAUAGAAAAGAUGAGAUAUUACAAAAAAAAAAACUAGACUUUAAAGAAAUAAUUACUCGACUUUAAAUCUUUCUCUUUAACGUGACUGAAGAAUACAACACAUAUCAGAGUAGCUUAAUACUCCUUAGCAAUAUAAGUGCAUAUAGAAUAAAAAAAAAAACAAAUUUUUAGGGAAUUUUCAAUUUGUUUCCUUUUUCUAAUUUUAUAUUUUUUAAUUACUAAUAAAAGUAGUAUAAUAGAAAUGAAUUAAAAAAAAUUUUUUAAUAUAAAUUAAAUUCUUAAUAUAAAAUAUAAUUUUUAUUUUUUAUUAAUUUAAAUAAAAAAUUUAUUUUCAAAUAUUUUAAUAAAUUUGAAAUUCCCUGAAAAAUUGUUUCUCAAAACAAAUUUUAUGUAAAGAAAUUUAUAAAUACCAUACAUAUCAAUAUUUAAUUUUAUGAAAAUUCAAACGUUUGAAGUAAAUUAAAAAAAAAAAAAAAAUUAUUAAAUUUAAAUAUUUAAAAAAAUUAAUUUUUAAAUUUAAAUAUUUUUCAAUAAAAUUAUUUUUUUUUUUAAACAUUAUAAAACUUUAUUUACUUUUAAGGAUUUAAUUUUCUUUCGAAUAAAAUAUUUUUGUGUUCAAUAUAUAUAUUUUUAAUAUAUAUAAAUAUAUAAUUUAAAAAAAAUAUAUAUCAAACGCAUAUCAUAAAGGAGAAAAUAAAUACUGAUAAAAGUUUAAAAAAUCCUGAUAUACUGACGUUCUAGUGUAAAAAAAAAAAUUAUAUAUAGAAAAAAAAGCAAUUUUUUUUAUGCCAGAACAACAGAUUAUAACAGAAUAAAAGAGAAAAAAAAACCGCUUUCUUUUAAAUCCAUUUUAAAAAUAAAUUUAGUGACUAGAAAAAAUAAUUAUUUUAUCCCCUCAGAAAUAGAAAUUACUUAACUAAAAUAAAAUACAACAUAUUAUCCUUUUUUUCAAAAUUAAAAAGUUUUUAGUGAAUAAAUAUUUUGAUUAUAUAAAAUCACAAGAAUUUUUUCACUAAAUAUAAUAUCAGAAAAAAAUUCCUCAACAAAAAAAAGAAGUAAAUUCAAAGUAGUCUAUAUAAAGAGAGGCAUAAUGCUAAAUGCCUUUAUAUUUAUGAAAGACCUAAGUAUAUUUAAUUAUAUCUACUCAUAAUAAGUAUAUACUUCUAUUCUCAAUGUUAUCAAAAAUAUAAAUUUUGGUUCCUUGUUCAAAAAGAUGGCAGCUAAUUAUUAUUUUAUUAUUUAUUUUUAUUUAUAUAAAAAAAAAUUUGUUUAAAACUAUUAUUUAAAAUAAUUAAAAAAGAUUAUAAAAAUAUUUAUUUUUAAAACGAUUUAAAAAAAAAAGUACAAAUUAUAAAAAAUAAAAAUUCCAAUAAGUUGCCAUCUUUCUGACAGAGAUUUUUAUAGUUAUAAAAAAAAAUAUAAUUAUAUAUGCGCUAAGAGAAAAUAAUGAAGACAUAUCAUAAAAAAAAUGCCUAAUAAGCAUUCAUAAAUUAUGGGAUUUAAGAGAAUAAUAAAUAAUUAGAAAAUAUAAAAAAGAGCGCGAAACUCUAAUAUCUCCCUGAUUAAAAGUUAAUUAAUGUACAAUCGUCUGCAAAAUAGUCAAAAAAACAAAAAAAAAAACAAAAAAAAAUUAUAUAAAUGCCUAAAAUGCAUUUGGAAAGUUUUAAUGUAGGCUACGAAAGUUACCCAGCGAAAUGAUAUUCUAUUUAAAAUUAUAUUUUUAUCUUAUAUAUUACUUACACACAUAAAUGUGCGCUACACUUAUAAGCUUUACAUAUAUAUAUAUAUAUACAAUAUUUAAAAAUUACUCGUAUAUUUUCUCGAAACGUAUAUAAAAAAGAAUAUUUAUCUUUGUAUUGACUUAUUGUCAAACAUAGGUAUAUAUUUUACCUUAACUUUGACAGUUUGUCUUCCUUUAAUUAAAUUUAUAUAUACCUAUAUGUAUAAAACUUAAAAAAAAAAAAUUUUUUGUGAAUAUUUUUAAUCUACUUUAUAUUAAAAAAGAAUAUUUAAAAUUUUUUUUAAUAUUCCUAUUGUCAGAUCAAAUCUUUUAAAUUAACUUUUUUUUUUAUUAUUAUUCUAUAAAAAAAAUGUACGUAAAAUGGAUACGUACCCGUCCAUAAAAAUACAUAUCAUAGAUAAUACAACUAUUAUAAUUUAAAAAAAAAAUUAAUUAAUAAUUUAAUUACAGAGAAAACAAAAUAUAAAAAUGAAAAUUCAUUUUUCUUUUUAAUAUAAAACUUAUAAGUGAUUUAUGUAUAAGAGAAAAAUACUUAUGUUAUUAAUUAAUUAUUAUAAUUAUUAUAAUUAUAAUAAUUAUAAUAAUAAUAAUAUUAAAAAAAUGAAAGUUUAACAUUUAAAACAUUUGUUUAUUAAUGUUUACUGCUUAUUUAAUAACUAUUCUGUAAGACUUUCCAAUAUACAUAUAUAUAUAUAAGACUCUCAGAAAAUAAUUGGAAUUUUUACAAACUUUAAAUAACAGGAAAAUUAUUUUUUUAAAAGGAGAUAAUUGGUUCAACUGAUUAAAUCGCACAAAUUGUAAUAUUCCUGUGUAUAACUAGAACUUUCUGCAUCAAAAUUAUAUUAAGUUUUAAUUAAUUUAAAAAAAAAAUUAUAUUUAUCUAAUUAAAUUAAUAAUAAAUUUAAUUUAAUUAAGUAAAUUGAUAAUUUAAUUAAAAUUAAUAUUUGUAUUAAAAAUUUAUUAUCUAAGUUAAGUAUUUAAAAAAAAAUUUUAUAAAAUAAUAAUUUUUUAAUUAUUUUGAUAUUUGUAAUUAAUUUUAUUUUUAUAUACGUUUAACGAUGCUGGAUGUGUAUUGUGAUAAAUUAUUAUAGUUACGAGAUAAAAUGAUACAGAUUUUCGGCCAGUUGGCUAAUAUGAGUCAAAAAGUACCUCUAACAGAUAAAAAUUCCAAUGCUAUUUAAUUAUACAUAUCUGUAAAUUACACAUGUGUCUGACUAAAAUGUGUAUGUGUAAACAUUCACGAAUGUAAUUAAAAAAAAAAAAAACAAAAUAAUAAUAAUUUCAAGAUAUAGUUGACCGUGAAUUAAAUUAUAAUCGUGCAUCUGAAGGAAUGCAAAAAAAACAA